GGCGGGUUCAAGGUCGUUUCAGGACGGAUCUCAGCGUGCAUCAUGACACAAGGUAUUAAUCCUCGGGCAUACCCACUGGCAGGACCAGAAUUAACGAAUAAAAUAAUCGAGCUUGUUAAGCAGGCCAGCUCUUACAAACAGUUAAAGAAGGGUGCAAAUGAAGCCACAAAGGCUCUCAACAGAGGGAAAGCUGAAUUUAUUGUGAUGGCAGCUGACAUUGAUCCUCUGGAAAUUGUAUUACAUUUGCCACUGUUAUGCGAAGAUAAGAAUGUACCAUACGUCUUUAUACCCUCACAAAUGGCUCUGGGUCGCGCUUGCGGAGUUUCUAGGUCUGUGGCUGCUGUUGCUGUUACAGAUAGUGAAGGUUCGCAGCUCAAACCUCUCGUUGUUUCUAUUCAGCAGAGCAUCGAAAAGCUUCUUAUUUAAUAAAUAUAUACUUGUAAAUAAAA
Molecule: messenger RNA, 449 nt
Organism: Trichobilharzia szidati
Lineage: Eukaryota; Metazoa; Platyhelminthes; Trematoda; Strigeidida; Schistosomatidae
Source: the annotation of a GenBank genome assembly